UUUGCCUUCGUCUUGCUUUUCGAAGUAGAGAAAGAGUGCAGGGAGACAAGGGAUAGGAUAGGUAGCGAUGGAGGAGCCAACUGAGGAGAAGGAAUCCAUAGCUGAGGCUUCCAAGGAGGUUUCUCGGGAGUUCAGAACCCUAGUCAAUGCCGAUGAUUUGGAUACCCUCAAGCAAUUGCAGCAUCUCAUACUGGGAAGGUUGCAGGACAGCAAUGCAGUCUUGUCCCAUUUUAACGACUAUUCAGAGAAUUGCUUCACCGAGGUUUCGGGGGAUUUUUACAAGAACACUCGCCUGCUGAAGUCUAUGAAGUCGGAUCUCGAUUACAUAUUUCUAAGGCUAAGAACUAUGAAAUCGAAAAUCUCAGCCGUCUAUCCUGAUGCAUUCACUGACGAAUCAGCAAAACAAGUAGAGGACCGAAGGCCGGAUCUUGAAGCACCUAUGGAACCCUAG
Linum tenue is the source of this 451-nucleotide messenger RNA. Lineage: Eukaryota; Viridiplantae; Streptophyta; Magnoliopsida; Malpighiales; Linaceae. The record is from the annotation of a GenBank genome assembly.